AUGUUUUUGCUCGUGACACACAAAAGAAAAGAGUUUGAACAGCAACAUCAAGAGUUGCUUCUUGCUUGUAAGUUUAUAAAUUGCCUUCAAGAUGAAGGCAAGAAAAAAGAAAAGAAGUAUAAUGUGCAAAAGAUAUGGAAAUUAAGAAGACGAGAGAAGAAAACAACAUCGAAUCCUUUAGAGAGUAGGAAAAGUGAAAAUUAA
Clunio marinus is the source of this 204-nucleotide messenger RNA. NCBI's taxonomy places the organism in Eukaryota, Metazoa, Arthropoda, Insecta, Diptera, Chironomidae. The record is from the annotation of a GenBank genome assembly.